Acanthaster planci (crown-of-thorns starfish) is the source of this 6090-nucleotide messenger RNA. RefSeq names its product ATP-dependent DNA helicase Q4-like. The record is from RefSeq and is a predicted model, not a curated record. Gene Ontology annotation, cellular component: nucleus; cytoplasm; chromosome. NCBI's taxonomy places the organism in Eukaryota, Metazoa, Echinodermata, Asteroidea, Valvatida, Acanthasteridae. Gene Ontology annotation, molecular function: ATP binding; four-way junction helicase activity; zinc ion binding. Gene Ontology annotation, biological process: DNA replication; double-strand break repair via homologous recombination.
AGUGAUUUUUCUUCAUUCUUAUGAGAUCAAGAACGUUUAAAGUUGAAGCAAGAAACAACUAGGCCUACCCGAAAUAAAACAGCAAACUAACACCAAUGCAGCAUGGAUGUGGCUGACAGAGCUAUUGGGUUAAAGAACAUUCUGAAGAAAUGGGAGAAAGCUUUCCAAGAAACCCACGACAGGAAGCCGAGCCGAUCAGAUGUCAAAGGAGCACCUCAGAGAAUUCAAGAUGCCUACAGGGAGUACAGUAAUUUGAAGAAAACCCCGGAAGGAGCAUCAGGGCCAGUGGUCACCGGAAACCAACCAGAUAAAAUCCCCAGAGGUACAUGGGGUACUCAUCUCAAUCAGUCUUGGGUGAAAAUCCCAGACAAGGAAACAAAGACGUCAAAGAGCCAUGAACAGGGUACCAUCUUACGGCAAUACAGUAGGAAGUUGCAGAACGUGGCAGGUGCAGGAAAGCAGCUUCCCAAGACUCCUUGCUACAAGAAGCCUGGCUUUGGAUCACAUGCUUCAAAGCCAUCGUCCAAAGUCAAUGAUGCACUCCAGGCUGAAGACCUAGGCGACGACUCCAUCAGCAAGGACGAUGCUGUCCAACCGUCGUCAGGGAGCAUCUUCAGCUGUCUGCGAGGCAGCAAAGUUUCCCUCACCAGCUCGUCUCAGAAGGCAAGGCUUUGCCGCGACGACAUUCCUUUCGGCGUGCUCCAUUCCAAACCGUCAAAGAAGCACUCCCUAAAAAUGGAAUGGCUGGACAGCUGCGAGCUAACCAUACGAACUGGAGAGAUGAAUAAAACUACAGAGGACUGCCCAGGAAUGCCACAGGGAGGAGUAAAUAACUGCUCAAAAACCACACUAGAGAACCAAGAGAAUAUCUGGGAUUGUGAGGUAUCUAGAAAUGGGAGCCAGAAACUUGAGGGUAGAUCAAAGCCACCAGCAAACACGCAUGCAUUGGCGUCAGACAGUUCAUUGGAAACUGCAGCUUAUAAAGGGUACAGCGUUGGUAGUGCCCUUUUAUCAAAGGCAAUACAGGGCCGUCAGGCUCAUGCAGACCCAUGUAGUGUGUCAAGAACCGAUUCAGUGGUCAGGUUGGAAAUGAACAGAAGCGACGACCAAGCUUGCAAACAAUCAUUUUGUUCCAGAGCUGUUACCAGUGUCCCUCAGAGGAACAAUCCAGAUGAGGCCAUCCCUAGGAAACGCAAAGCUUCAUUUGCAGAGGUUGCCAUGGAAACUGGAGAACACAAAACCUUCCACAGCAGUGCAACCUGCGGUAAACCAGCAAGUGAUAUUUCUCCACUCGUAAAUGCAACCAACCCGAAAAGAUCCGAAAAUCAAGCCCACAAAACUCCCAAAGAAACUUCUCAAGACCCAGAGAAAAGCUGUUUGACUGAGGAAAGUAACACUGUGUCAAUUUGUGCCCCAAAGACAGUCAAUGGAGUUUGACUCCUGACAGAGAAAAACAAACUUCGGUGUCGGGCAAGAACAGCUCAGAUAGGUACAUAAAAGAGAGCCCAGGUCACUUAGGGAGUUUACAAGCAGUCCAUCAUCCAGGCACUCAAGAAGGAGAAGGGUAUGUAUUUAGGGAAGAGCAACAGUAUUAUCACCAACUUGAAGUGCACGCAGACUCAGAAUUGGAUGGUACAAGCAAAGGAAAGAAGAGUGCACGGUCUAAGAAAAUGGCUUCAUCUGACUCCAGGGCACCGUCUUCAUCAGCCCCUGCUCCCAAGCGCUCAAAUCUGAACGAGAACUUUGUCAAGCUGGAGAUGAAGAAGAAGAGGUACUCCCGUCGGGGGCUGUUCCACCUGAAGGGCGAGGCCUACAAGCGGCAGGUGUGGAAGCAGAAAAUGCAAGGGCACAGCAGUUUGGGUCUGAGAGGGCGGGGCGGCUGGAGGGGAGGAGGAAGAGGGGGCGUCGGCCGAGGUAGAGGAAGGGGCGGGUUCAACCCGGCCAACCCAACGGAUAAGUGCUUCAAGUGCGGACAGACAGGGCAUUGGGCCAGCAGAUGUAUGGGUUUCCAGCCUGACACUGGAGAUGAUAAAAAGGUGGAGGUUAAGGAAGAGGACUUUCCCACACUAGAGGAAGCAGCGAUGGCUGCCCGUGGCAUCAAAACUACUCAAGAUGGAGGCGUGGAUCCUGUGCAUGUUGACUUUAUCCCCGAAGCAAACGUUGAGACGAUGUAUGACUUCCCCCCUCCACCGCCUCCCAUACAACCCCUUCUUCAGCUCACCUCAAACGGGAAACCCGGGGAGGUUCCUCCGUCCGUGUACAAAGCAUUGAGGCAGAUGGGUUACAGCAGCUUCAGGCCGGGUCAGGAACAAGCCGUUAUGAGAGUUCUCUCAGGGCUAUCCACCUUGGUUGUAUUAUCCACCGGGGCAGGCAAGUCACUCAUUUACCAGCUGGCAUCACUGGUGUAUAGCCAGCGUUCUCCCUGCAUCACGCUGGUUAUCUCACCACUGGUAUCACUCAUGGAUGAUCAGGUGUUAGGGCUACCAGAUUGUCUAAAGGGUGUCCGUCUGCACAGCAAUAUGACCAAGCCACAGCGCGAGAAAGUAGUGAAGGAGAUACAGGCUGGCCGGGUCAACAUCCUGCUGGUGUCUCCCGAGGCCAUCGUGGGAGGGGGCGGGGGGACGGGAGGGGGCUGCAUGCCAGCCCUGGCACAGCUGCCGCCAAUUGCAUUUGCCUGCAUUGAUGAGGUCCACUGCCUGUCUGAGUGGUCCCACAACUUCAGGCCUUCCUAUCUCAUGCUGUGUAAAGUAUUACGGGAUAGACUGGGGGUGCAGUGCAUGCUGGGAUUAACAGCCACUGCUACCAUGGCAACCGCUCAGAGUGUUGCUCAGCAUCUUGGGAUAGCCGACGAUCCAGAUGCCAUCAUCCGUGGAACGUGUCUGCCAGAUAAUUUGCUCCUUUCGUCUUCCAGAGACGACAACAGAGAGCGUGCUUUAGUGGAGUUGCUGAAAAGUGAACGCUUCUGUCAUCUUCCAUCCAUUAUCAUCUACUGCAUCAGACGAGAGGAUACUGAAAGAGUAGCAUCACUGCUUAGGACUUGUCUCCCUGACACGGAGCUGCAGCCAGUACCAAUGCAGGAAAAUGAUGAGCAAACUGUCAACGAAUUUAAAGACGGCCAAAUGAAUAUCUCAGUAAUGCAAACGGCUAACUGUGAGCAGGUGAGUGCAGACGGUGGGAACGAUCAAUGCGCUGACACAACCAAGUCUCCAAAUGGAACGGUCAGUGAUGAUGGUAAAUGGAAUAGGCUAGAGGAAGGCUUAACAGAGGAGUCGGACAGGAGGAAAUAUCCGGCUGAGACAGCAUGUGAGGAUGCCCAUAUAAACAAGAGUCUAAACGAGGAUCAAGAGCUACAGAAUAAUGAUUCUGCCAAUCACGACAUAGCAAAAAAGCGAGGAAGAAAGAAAAACACUGCUCCUACACAGGAAGGAGAUCGCGAGAAUGGCAGGAUUCCCAGGAAAGGGAGAAAACGAAAGAGACUUGUCAGUGAGACGGAUGACGAAUACUGCUUCGAAGAUGAAGAAUCCUCAGAUGUCUCCACUGCUAAGAAGAGAAGAACGAAGACUGGUAAAUCCACCAAGACAAAAGUAAGGAGUUUGAAGAAAAAGGCAAGAAUUACAAGUAAAGCGGCCCUCAAAGGUGUGAAAGUUGUGACAGGGGUCAACAGUGUGGAAGCCUACCACGCGGGCAUGACGGCUGCCGCCCGACGCCGGGUCCAGACUGCAUUCAUGACAGGGCGCCUGCGUAUUGUGGUGGCCACUGUGGCUUUUGGCAUGGGCCUGGACAAGUCAGACGUCCGGGCGGUGCUGCACUUCAACCUGCCUAAGAGCUUUGAGAGCUACGUGCAGGAGAUCGGUCGUGCCGGCCGGGACCAGAAACCGGCGCAUUGCCACGUGUUCCUUGAGCCGCAGGGUAAAGAUUUGUGUGAAUUACGACGUCACACAUACGCCAACACAGUGGAUCAUUACUGCAUUAAGAAGCUUAUCAGCAAGCUGUUUCCUCCCUGCAAAUGCCAGCAAGCACGCAGACUUUACCAGAUGUCAGAUAAAGAUGGUGACACAAGCAACAAUAUUGCCUUGUCAUGCGGUGAGGCAGUUGAGGACAGGGAGAUUACCGACGAGCAGGCCAUGGCAGCCAUGGAAGAGUACGAAAACAGCCUCCCUGACUCAGAGACCCAGCCCUGCCGAUCCAGUAGGCAGCCAUUCGGCAAGAGACUAUGCAGAGGCCACCUUGUUGCCGUGCCAAUCGAUGCCACAGUGCAGGAACUGGACAUCAAGGAAGAAGGCAUUUCCACACUGCUGUGCUACCUGGAGCUCCAUCCCCAGUGCUGGCUGGUCACCUUGCCACCAACGUAUGCCACUUGCACCAUCCAGUGCUACGGGGGACCGGCCCAGCUCCAGCAAAUCGCCAAAGCCUGCCCACCGGUGGCCGUGGCAAUUGCCAAAAGCAAACAGCGUGGCAAGUCCUACCGUCACGCCAGCAGCGUAGAGUUCGAUGUGGUGGAAGUGGCUCGCUGCAUGGGGUGGGACCUGACCAUUGUGAAGAAGGAACUGCGGCAGCUCAGAUGGAGACAAGUCCUUGGGAAAGGGUGGAUCAAGAGUGGAGUCAUGGUAGAAUUCUCCAAUCUAGCAUUCUUGUCACUGUCGCCGGGUGAUUUGACAGAUGAUGAACAAGAUGAGUUAGUCCAUUACCUAACCAGCAAGUCCAGCUCGCAAGAAAGAAGGGAGCUUGACCAGCUAAGAGCUGUGCACUCAGCGCUUCACAGUAUCUCUCACAGCAAUUACUGGGACUGUAGUGAUGCCGUGGACUUGGAGCGCAGUAACUCCUUGAAGAGUAUUCUGAAGAAUUACUUUGCCAAACCACUCAGAGAUUACAUCGCCGAGGCCUGGAACAAUGACGGCAGCCACACUGACCAAUCGGAGCUCGAUGCAGCCAAGGUGGGACGUGCCAGGGGCGACGUACGCCAAUUUUUGGGCCUGCACACCGACAGAAGCUUCUCUGGCCGAGCCGUGGCACGUAUCUUCCACGGCAUCGCCAGCCCGUGCUACCCGGCCCAGGUGUGGGGAAGGGACAGGAGGUUCUGGAGGGCCCAUCUCGACGUGGACUUCAACCUGCUGCUGCAGAUAGCCACUGAAGAGAUACUCAGACUACGCUAAUGACCCCACAAAGUCGGCAAGAGUUUCUUGUGGCCAGGAGUCAGGAUUUUUCCAGACUCCCAAAUAGUGACAUUUAAGAAAUUUGAUCAUUUGGGGUUUGUUGUAUUUAAAUCAUUUCAUAUAUUUAAAAAAGUGCAAAUACAUUUGUACAGCUACUUGGUGGAGAACUCAUGCUUUUUAGCUGUUGAAAACCCAGAAAAAUUGCGAUAUUGUUUUUUCAUUGUUGCAGUCCUUCUGCUGGAUGUUUUGCUUCUUUCAUCUGCCAUUCUCAUCCAUGUUGGUGGUUUGUAUACAACCUCCACAUUUAUGGCCAAAUGACAUUUUUUUCUGGCAUUUCGUAUUAUACCAUGUAUAUGAAAAUGAAGCAUAAGCAUCUCUCCUAGUUACCUAUUUGUAAACCUUUGUAACUUUUCGUAAAUCUUCUGCUUGAUGUUGCCGGGAUAUCAUUUGGUUUAUAUGUGCUAAUUCCUUGUGCUUCAGAAGUACCUAAAGACCAAACCUGGCAAAGAAAGAACUUUGCUCAAGCAAAAGGCAAAGUUUUGCAACACUGCAGUAACAAGUUAGGUGUAUUGACGGACAGUGCCUCACUGGGUCUGUAAUGAUCUCGAUAUUGAAUGUAGAAUAUAAACAAGAUUUGAUUGAGUAGCAGGUAGGUAAUUGAUUAUGUACCUGAAUUGUGCACACAGCUCUACAAGGGCAAUUUACUUUUCAAUGCAGAUAUGUUCCUCAUGCUGAAAUGUUUAUCUUAUUGGUUUUUGUUGCCUACUGUUUAUUUUGCUCUGGUAUUGAUUCAUUGUAUUCUACCCAGGAAUCUUGUGUUUGUCUUAAGUUUAUCUUGAAUAUACCAGGGUCUUCGCAGUCGUAAAAAAGUCAUGGAAAUUUGUUUUCAUUUUCCAAGCCUGGGAAAAGUCACAGAAUUUUGUAAAAAUGACCUAAG